This is a messenger RNA of Haemorhous mexicanus (house finch), 1739 nucleotides long. It is a transcript of the gene CCN5, whose product is annotated as cellular communication network factor 5. The transcript has 4 exons. The record is from RefSeq and is a predicted model, not a curated record. Bases 97 to 903 code for a protein of 268 amino acids. Gene Ontology annotation, molecular function: integrin binding; heparin binding. Gene Ontology annotation, cellular component: extracellular region; extracellular matrix. NCBI's taxonomy places the organism in Eukaryota, Metazoa, Chordata, Aves, Passeriformes, Fringillidae. Gene Ontology annotation, biological process: cell adhesion; signal transduction.
ACACCAGCAGGACCUACUCUGGGCUUUAAAACCUGCGAACCCUGCCUCCAAACUGCCUGGGGGGUGAUGUGCUGAAGCGGCACAGGGGAGAGCAGCAUGAGCCUCCAGCUGGAGAAGCAGCUCCUCUUCCUCUCCCUGCUCUGCAUUCUCUCCAAGGUUUGUGCCCAGCUCUGCCGGAGACCAUGCUACUGCCCCUGGGUGCCACCCCGCUGUCCCCGCGGCUCCCCCCUGGUCCUGGAUGGGUGUGGCUGCUGCAAGAUCUGUGCCCGGCGCCUGGGAGAGCCCUGCGACUUCCUGCACGUCUGUGACCAGAGCCAGGGCCUCGUCUGUGACUACAGCUCUGCAUCUGCAGGGACAGGAGGCACCUGCAACUUUGAGGACGAUGAGGAGGGCUGCGAGGUGAACGGCCGGGUCUACCGAGACGGGGAGGUUUUCCAGCCCAGCUGCAAAAUCCAGUGCCACUGCUUGGACGGGGGCUUCAACUGCAUCCCGCUGUGCCAGGAGGAUGUGCGGCUGCCCAGCCCGGACUGCCCCUUCCCCCGGCGCGUGGAGAUCCCAGGGAAGUGCUGCCCGGAGUGGAUCUGUGAAGGCCAGGACCAGCCCCUCCCCCGGGAUGCCAGGGCAGAGGCCAAGAGGAGGUCGUUUGUAGCUGUGCCCACCCUGGAUUCACCCUGGAGCCAACACCUCAUCCCGGCAAAGAGUCUGGCACAAACCCAUGGCCCUGUGGUUACGGUGGAGAUGGAGGGUGUUUCCACUGGGAAAACAGAGAAGAAAUUAUGGACUUUGGCUGCAAAGGAGGCUGGAAACAGAGCAAGAUCCCCGUGUCACCAUCACCUGCCUCCUGUGUACACCGCGCUGCCCCAGGCAGGGUUACUGGGCAGCAUUCCGAGUUCCUUAGGCUGAAUGAAAUGGGAAAUGGGGAAACCCUGCUCCAAGCAUAAACCCACCCAAGAAACCAAGAAAUUGAUCCUUUCCUGGACCAGUGGGGCUUCUGAAGAGAUGAUGCUGCUUGUCUGCUACAUCAUGCAGCUCUGCUUUGCAGGGACUUCAAGAGAGACCAUCUCCAGCACCCGGAAGUCAAAAUCCCUGGAGAGAACCCUCAUGCCCUGGCCCCCAGGAAGGGAACAGGUCAUCAAGCUCCCUGUGACCCCACAAGUCACUGCCACACCAGGCUGAGCUGCUAAGCCACGCAGGAGCUCAGCCAGCCCAUGAUACCCACCCUGCCUUCCCGGGCAUGGGCAGGGUCCUCCUGACGGCAGCUCUAACUCACCUUCCCCUCAUCCCUCCAGAAUAAACACGAGCCUUCCCGCUCUGCCUGGCCUCCUCCUCUGGUGGUUUGGCAGGGCUUCGGCAAGCCAGGAGCUCAGACAGCAGCAGACAGACCCGCCUGCCAUCCAAGCACAUUCCCCGCGAGCCGGGGCCAGGGGAGAAGCAGGCAAAGGGAAAACAAAUCGCAAAGAUGAGUCGGGGCCGUCUCCCGACGGGCUGGAGCUGCUCCAGCCAUGCAGGAGUCGGCGCAGGAGAGCUGCUCGGCUGCUCUGGCUGUACUUUCUCCCAGUAAAAAGUCCUUCUGGGUGAUGGAAAAUGAAACCCAAAUGCCCUCUAACGGCCUCGCACAGAUGUGCAGAGGGAACGCGCGCUCCGCCGCGCCAAGGGCAGCUGGAGGAAACGUGUCCAGGUGAGAGACGGACUUCUUAGAUGGGUAUUUCUGGAAGUAAAAAUAAAGAUGUGCUCAUCCA